Molecule: messenger RNA, 1096 nt
Organism: Hibiscus syriacus
Lineage: Eukaryota; Viridiplantae; Streptophyta; Magnoliopsida; Malvales; Malvaceae
Product: MADS-box protein AGL42-like
Exons: 8
Coding region: 314-916 (200 amino acids)
Biological process (GO): positive regulation of transcription by RNA polymerase II
Cellular component (GO): nucleus
Molecular function (GO): RNA polymerase II cis-regulatory region sequence-specific DNA binding; DNA-binding transcription factor activity, RNA polymerase II-specific; protein dimerization activity
Source: RefSeq, a predicted model, not a curated record
ACCCUAAGGUAAUGUUUGAAGAUAUAAAGAGAGAAUAGACCAGGGUUAAAUUUGUGGUUUGAAACUAAAGAGAUUGAUAUAUCAAAGAUAGAAAGAUUCCCUGUCUUUUUGAUCUUUUAAUCUUUUUAGGGUUUCUGAUUAUUCCAUUUUCCUUCUCCUCCUCCUUAAGUAUUGAUUCCAUUGGAAAAAUCUUUCUGGGUUUUCUUGUUAAAAUAUAUUUUGCCUUUUGGGAUACUAGUUUAUUGUGAAUAUCUACACAUAUUUGGCCUUUAUAUCUGGGUUCAUCUGGAAAAACAAUUGAAUUUUGUAGGAAAUGGUGAGAGGAAAAAUUCAGAUGAAGCGAAUAGAAAAUGCAACAAGCAGGCAAGUGACCUUCUCCAAGCGUCGAAGCGGGUUGUUGAAGAAGGCAUACGAGCUUUAUGUUCUCUGUGAUGCUGAAGUUGCUGUCAUCAUAUUUUCACAUAGAGGAGGACUCUAUGAGUUCUCAAGUUCUGACAACAUGCAAAAGACAAUAGAACGAUACCGUAAGUGUACAAGAGAAGCUCAAACAGACAUUUGUAACACUGAAAGAUAUAUUCAGCAACUGAGGCUUGAAGCGGAAACUAUGGCCAAGAAGAUAGAGUUUCUUGAAGUUCAUCGAAGAAAGCUGUUGGGUCAAAGUCUUGGUUCGUGCUCUAUAGAGGAACUUAGGGAGGUUGAAAGCCAGCUCGAACGAAGCUUAAAAAACAUUAGGGCAAGAAAGAACCUUGUAUUCCAGGAGCAGGUAGAGCAACUAAAAGCAAAGAAAAGAUUCGUGCAAGAAGAGAAUAUAAAGUUAUCUAAAAAGAAGGAAGCUCUAACAUGCAGCGGACCGAACUCGGAGGUGGAUACACAACUCUUCCUGGGAUUGGGAUUGCCAGAAAACCGGUGUUCCUAGCAGGCAGGUGCUUCGGACAUGGAAAUGAUGCUGUUCAUCCUCAUCUCAUCAAUAAAUUCCAACUGUUGAAUAAUUGGUUUUCCUGGUAGGAAUAGUGUUGUUUGUAUGAUGUAUCCACUAUAACUACUGGUAUUACUUUGAUAUACUUAUUUUAGAUCCCGUUGUAACUUAUAAGCGUGC